AUGGCUGUCCAGAAGGCAGCAUCAUUCUUACGGUGGAAGGCGUUUGCUCUUCCAGUCGCUGUAGCCGCGUUGAUGGCGUGUUCCGCCACUGGGCUUCAAGCAGAGGAGGUCCAGGGAGCUCCCGCAGCUCCGAUAACUUGUGAUUCAACCGAGCCCCACAAAGGGGUAGGCAUUUCGGUUGACGCAGGAACUAAGAAGGCGGAAUUCGUCUGUGGCAAGACGGUGCCGCAUGUCUGGCCGCAGAAGCAGGAUGACAGCGAUGUACGCUUUUAUUUCACGAGCGGUGACCUCAAGGAAACAUCGCCUCUGGAGGAGCUUUUCGGGGUCGAGUCCAAGCUCACGGUCAAGAAAGGACCCGGGGCGAGGGUCGUCGGCGACUCUACUGCGACAGCGACCCUGUCAGUCGGUGCCCUCCCUACUGUGCAGCACACCAUUUAUUUCGCUUGCGGGAAGACUGGAUAUACGGAAUCCCCGCAGUCCUUGCCGUCCGGGGAUGAUGGUCGAAGAGGGCGCGGCACGGCACAGCCUGGUGUCGACGCAGAGGCAAAUCAAAGGCGGCGCGACGGAGAAGAGAAGCCGGUUGCUGUUGCUGCGCUCGUUUUGUCUGGCUCGAGCUCGGGGACUGCAGCGGCUCACCGUGCAAACAGCGGAGUCGAUGCCGCAGAGACCUACGUGUUAGGCUCUUCCUUGCAAUCGACUAAGGCCACGUGCCUGGUCACAGUGACCGUCCCUGCGGACCCAAAUGCCCCCACGUGCACCCUGGCAAAGAAAAGCAUGGAGGUCGACAUUACCAGUGAAGCCAAGAGUACCACGUUCUCGUGCGACUCGACCAUUCCUUCCCUCUCGCCUGAAACGAGCUCAGGAAAUAUAUUUGAUGAGUCAUGUGCGAAGCCAGUCAAGUUGGCGGAAGCACUUCCAACUGCCAAGCUGGAGCCUGCGGGAUCAGGCUAUACUUUUAGUGUGGUGGAGCUGCCUUCGGCUCCUACCACGCUGUGCUACAAGUGCUCCACUAGCCCGGAGAAGGAGAGAGAUGGUGCCGACGAGUCAUGCACAGUCAAGAUCAAGGUUGCAGCCGGUCUGUCCUCUUUAGCGGGACUGACGCACCUGCAACCAGUUCUCGCUGCGGGGUCCCUUCUCGUGAUUGGGAGUGCCGUUUUCUUUUGA
Besnoitia besnoiti is the source of this 1164-nucleotide messenger RNA. Its product is annotated as SAG-related sequence SRS53B. The transcript has 2 exons. NCBI's taxonomy places the organism in Eukaryota, Apicomplexa, Conoidasida, Eucoccidiorida, Sarcocystidae. The coding region runs from base 1 to 1164 and encodes 387 amino acids. The record is from RefSeq and is a predicted model, not a curated record. Gene Ontology annotation, cellular component: membrane.